Messenger RNA from Chlamydomonas reinhardtii, 1604 nucleotides. RefSeq lists its product as uncharacterized. Lineage: Eukaryota; Viridiplantae; Chlorophyta; Chlorophyceae; Chlamydomonadales; Chlamydomonadaceae. The record is from RefSeq and is a predicted model, not a curated record. The coding region runs from base 366 to 983 and encodes 205 amino acids. The transcript is spliced from 5 exons.
GAAAAUGCUGGUCAAAGGAGAUGCACUUUGUGGGGUGGGUGAAUGAAACGCGUUGACUCGUACGUGAAAGAAUAGCCAGGGUGCCCAGCACCUUUACUUUUUUGCAAGCGCCAAGACCGGCCAAAGGGAUGCGAAGCACGGGACCGGUUUGCCCCCCAUUGUGCAAUCUCCCCAAGGUGCAUAUGCGUAAUGCAUCACCUUCAUUAGAUAGAUCGAAGUGAUCUGUAUUAUCUCGAGGACGGUUCCCCUGAAGCGCAGCGAGUGAGCUAAAUGCACCACCAGCAAGCUUGCCUGCGGACGCGAGGUACUGUGCAUCGCUGAGAUCAUUGGAUAUAUUGAUCAAGUAUUUAUUUGUAGGACAUAGUAUGUGCGUGCCAGCCCUGCAGUGGGGCGGCAGGGCAGGCGGCGGGGCAGGCGGAGGCGGCGGGGCAGGCGGAGGCGGCGGGGCCGGCCCCCGGGGCACGGUGCACGUGCUGUGGCACUACCACUUCUCCGCCUUCUGCCGAAAGCGCUGGGCUGCGUUCAUCCAGCGCGACCACGCGCUCCACCAGGUCGCCAAGCAGCUCACGGGUGGCAGGCCCAAGGAGGAGGUGGUGGUGGGGUGGGGUUUGUGGGCCUUCCAGGGAGGGAAGGGCGGCUCCCCCAUCUCUGUCAGGGGCGGGCGCGCACCAACAGGGCGGCUCAUCAAGCUGCUCCGUGAGCGCUACACCAAGCAUGUGUUCAUCAUCAAUGAAUACAAGACCUCCAAGACCUGCUACAACUGCGGAUGUCAGGAGAUGGCCAUCAAGCGGCUUGGGGGGCUGAAGGAGGGGCAGCGGCCCUGGUCGGUCAAAGUCUGCAACGACUGCUUGACGACCUGGAACCGCGACGUUUCUGCCACCAACGUGAUCCGUGUGCUCCUCCUGCUGAAGCUGAUGGGCUUCGAGCGGCCGACCAAGCUGCAGCGGCCACCAUGGCCGCCACCGGCGGUGUGGCCGGGCUGAGAGCCUGAACGGCGCUAGCAGGGCGUGGGGCUGAGGGUGCACGUGUCGAUUGGCGGCCCCAGCUGACGGCAGUCAGCGUGGCAGACGACUGCAUGCCCCCGCCGCCAAACACGGCCUGGACAAACGAGGAGGGUGCCACGGCGCCCGCGCCUGCACCGGUGAAGACCUCGCCAUGGCGCCUUGCCAGGGUGGGCAGCAGCCCAGGAAGGCGGGCCAUGGACGUGCUGUCAAGGGGCACAUAGAUCGGCGUGAAGGAGGGGCUGGGGGUCAGCGUGAACAGACGUGCGUGAUGCUGUUCCCAGCGCAAGGACGCAAGUGUAACGCCGGCUCUAGUUACUUGUGAUCAUAACCGAGCGAGCUUACCUCAGGAAUCUUGCGGGCCUUCUGGCCGCCGAGGGAGAGCACGCCUAGACUGUAGACUAGCUUGGUUAUCCCCCAAGAGGAACUCGAAUACAUGAAUGAAACCGGUGGGAAUAUGAUCCCCACGACCUUAAGUUAAUAAGUGUCCUCAAAGCGGCCCGACCGAUUGGUACUUAACGCGGGCUCGGCAAGGCCCGUACAGAGAUGGAUCAUGCGCGUAGCGCGAGGUCCAAAUACUACGCUCUGUAAUCAUAGCGAAUC